AUGCGUGUUGUUCGUCUGUAUCUUUUUUGUUCACGCCGUCUCUCUCCUCUCUCGUUUCUCUCGUUUCUUUUGUUUAUGUAUGUCUGGUCGCUCGCUCGCUCGCUGCUUUAUCCUACUUGCUACUACAUGCUCCCUCGCGCUUAUUUACAUCUGUACUCCACAUCUCGCCAUCCGUCUUUCUCGCUCGCUCGACCCGCACCCACGCUCACGCGCGCUACGCACAUACGUGUCCAUCGUGUCGUUAUACUCGUACAAACACAAAUACAAACCAACGCAUACAGUCAGGUCAUGAGCGCCGCGAGAAGCUCCAGUGCCGAGGCUCGCUCGAGGGAUCUGGGAACCCGCACACAGCCGCACAUGCGCGUGCGCGGGGACCGUAUGCGUACAGUACAGUACGCGGCGAGGCGUGCCUGUCUUAUGGGCCUGUUCGACUCGGUGCCCCAGGGUGCCUCUGGCAGUGAGCGUCGCGCGUGA
This is a messenger RNA of Heterobasidion irregulare TC 32-1, 474 nucleotides long. RefSeq lists its product as uncharacterized. The coding region runs from base 1 to 474 and encodes 157 amino acids. The transcript has a single exon. NCBI's taxonomy places the organism in Eukaryota, Fungi, Basidiomycota, Agaricomycetes, Russulales, Bondarzewiaceae. The record is from RefSeq and is a predicted model, not a curated record.